Messenger RNA from Lentinula edodes (shiitake mushroom), 745 nucleotides. RefSeq lists its product as uncharacterized. Bases 119 to 460 code for a protein of 113 amino acids. Gene Ontology annotation, cellular component: cullin-RING ubiquitin ligase complex; nucleus. The transcript has 7 exons. The record is from RefSeq and is a predicted model, not a curated record. NCBI's taxonomy places the organism in Eukaryota, Fungi, Basidiomycota, Agaricomycetes, Agaricales, Omphalotaceae. Gene Ontology annotation, molecular function: zinc ion binding; cullin family protein binding; ubiquitin protein ligase activity. Gene Ontology annotation, biological process: ubiquitin-dependent protein catabolic process; protein ubiquitination.
AGCUUGGCGGUGCUUACCAUUACCCUCUUCAUUGAGCACCACAGCAUCAACGAUCGUGAUCUUCAGUAAUCCUGAAGAACUGUUUAUCAAAGCACCUAAUACCCAAUUGUAUCAAGAAAUGUCUGAAGCCAUGGAUGUCGAUCCUCCAGUCAAGAAAGAACCCAAGGAGGGCAAAGUCGAUGGUGGCAAAGCGCGCUUCGAAGUCAAGAAGUGGAAUGCCGUGUCGCUGUGGGCUUGGGAUAUCGUCGUAGAAAACUGUGCCAUUUGCCGAAACCAUAUCAUGGACUUGUGCAUUGAAUGCCAAGCGAAUCAGGUGUCCGCUACAAGCGAGGAGUGCACUGCUGCGUGGGGUAUCUGUAAUCAUGCCUUCCACUUUCACUGCAUAUCGCGCUGGCUCAAGACAAGGAACGUCUGUCCUUUGGACAACAGAGAGUGGGAGUUACAAAGAUAUGGCCGAUGAACGAGUUCCCCAAGUUGUUUGUCCCGAAUUGUUUUGAGGCAGAAACCCUGCACCGAGAUUGUGGUGUUCGAUUAGAAUGUCUUUUAUGUGCGCAAGCACACUCAUAGCACUCGCUACGCACGUAGACCUUUAGGAUUUGAUUUUAAAUCGUGUUACCUGUAUCGUCUCGAUUGAACUCCGAAUGUACUCUAUCCAUCCUUCAGAAUGUUCGAUCUCGCCGGGACGCCUUGCUUGCAAGGUCUAUUCUACCCUGGAAUUGAACAUUUUUGAUGUGCAGGCACACUU